AUGUCCAGCAUCGGACUCCUGAGCCGAUGGAAACACAUUCCGCCGGUGGUCGCCGUCACCCUAAUUGUGCCCCGAGAAGCUCUCCGCGACUUCUUCCCCGAACCAUACUUGACAUGGCCCGUUCCGACCUUGGUAGGCACGUUGAAGUCCAGCGGCAUCGUUUCACAAAGGAGGUGCAACGUGUUCGACGAUGUUCACGUCGUUUUUGGUCAAGUAACGACAACAGGCGACAUUAUUUCGGGAGAUGCCACCGUCAGCAUAGAAGAAGAUGAACUCCGUUGGUCGGGAACAUCAUCUUUGGUAGCGACUUUCUUGGUGCCGACAACUGCGUUGGCGGGACAGCCGGUGACAGACUUGGUUGGCCUGGACCUGAGUAUGGCCUCUCCUAGUACCGUUUUCUUUACCGAAGUGCUAGGCAUGUCUCAUCGAACAAUGUACGAAACCAGCUUCUCAAACACGACCGGCGUUUUUAUAAGCAAACUGAUGCCAGGAACCACUGCGCACAAGAUAACAAGUGGUGGUGUGAGGCCCCUAAAAGAUGAGGUGACCGGAGCGGAAAACGAGGCCCGAAUGAUAUUGAUGGCCGAGCUAUGCCCAGAUAAAAGGGGUAUUGCAGCUUUGAGUGCGCUCAUCCAGGUUUCCUCUGAGAGCUGCAAGAGGAAUCUGCAGAAUAAGCCGCCCUUUGAGAUGUAUCAGAACGACCCCUUCUCUAUUAGCAUCAUACUUGGCAAGAACAAGUUCACCUGCCCCUUCAGAUACCCAGUGCCCCUUACGAGCGUCGUCAGCAACACUGGCUUCAGUGGCGCCGGUCGCACGUCUGCAUACAUCAAGGUGGUUGCCUCUCUGGUAGAUCCGAGGCGAAGCAGCGUCCUGAAUGGUUGCCUUUCGCUUACUAUGAUUUCUCCAGGCGGUCUUCCCGUGGCUGUUGACCUGCCGCAUCUCAAUCUCGAUAACCUUCCGGUGCUUGAAAUGAACCAGCCUGAGCGCCUGGCAUGGUUGACAACGCUGACGUCUCUGCAAUUUCUCCCACAUGGUCAAGGGGGACAGACGGAAGACGUGCGCGCCCGGUUCAAAGGAACCGUGUCCGCCAUGUUCCGGGCUUGCUCUGGCACACUAAAAAGCCAGACAUGCAUAUUUUCACUUAGUGGACGGCGACGAGGCGAUGUCCAGGCCAUGAUUUUUGUCUCGGCGGUGCGAUUGGAUGGCGACACCGCAUCGGUAGUACUGGAUGCUGCCAUCUUGCCGCUUGCGUCUCAAUACUUGGAGUCUGGGGGCUUGGACGACUUCCUGAAGAAGUUGAAAUGGCUGGAAGACGUGACGCUGAAAGUCGAUGACGAAGAGAUGGCUCUCUGGAAGAAGACGAUGCCGUCCUUCAUAGAGCGAUGCCGUACUUGGAAUCAUCUUCCGGGCUGUGAGUACACAAAGCAAGGGGCCACUAUGCCGCUGAGCCUUGAGCCAGGACAACAGUGGUUUUGCUCAUGCGGUAAUGGUCAGAUGCCGACUGACUUUAUCACGGUACCUCUAUGGGACUUGGCCGCAAAGUAUGCGGUGCGUAUUGCAAUCAGCCCCAUGUAUUACUAUGCUCCCUUUGUCGAAGCAGCCGGGCAAUGGAGUCGAACUCGAGACGAGUGA
This is a messenger RNA of Trichoderma citrinoviride, 1632 nucleotides long. RefSeq lists its product as hypothetical. The record is from RefSeq and is a predicted model, not a curated record. Bases 1 to 1632 code for a protein of 543 amino acids. The transcript has a single exon. Lineage: Eukaryota; Fungi; Ascomycota; Sordariomycetes; Hypocreales; Hypocreaceae.